UGACAAGAAAACGGUUUAUUUGGUCGCUGAAAAAUAAACAAUCAGAUCAGACAAUAAAAGCUUGCAAUUUGUUUUGAAACCUUCAGAACAUGGAAGCGGAAACAAACUAUUGUAGGCGCUCAAGAAGUUGGAACGGUAACUUAUAUUGAAACUACUCUAUGCGUCACGUUUGGCCUUCAAGCUUUAGUGUAGAGGAAAUUCAUUGACACUUACGCUAAGUUUCAGGACGGUUAAACUUUCUGUAAUUCCACGCAUUUAGUGGAGUAUAGUACGAAAUGGAUGUUAAGUUACCACAGAUUUCGCGUACUGAUUGUCUAGCAGAGGAGAAAAAGAAUGGAGCCAAUUAUGAGGAGGCCAUGAACGAGGCUUUCAAGGAGAUAUUUACGAAUCUAAAGGAGAUCGAAAAGGACACCGGCAGAAUGAGGAGACUCAGAGCAGAUUUGGAGAGACGAAGAAGUAGUGCUCCGGCUACAGUCCUCAGAGACCAAUUGAAAGCUUUCAGAAAACCUAAACAAACAGAAAGACAAUUGUCUACACCUUCUUUAACGAGGACAACUUGGUCAAAAGAAGUAAAUGAAAUGUCCACCCGGCUAACACAUAAACCUAGUUCAGGAAAGAGAAACAAAUCAUCUGAAUUACCGACUGCGUCACUUCCGCGGAGAUCAAGAUUGUUGCCGACCACGCGGUGGGUAUUGACUUGUUCUGAAGAGGACGGGGUAUGAACAGUGAGUUGUUUAAGAUCUUGAAAACUCAGGAAAAGUUUUCUAAAUAACGGCUUUGAGAGCUUGGAGCCUUGUAAGGAACGUGCAAUUUUGCGAUGAAAGCGUGCGCUACAGAUCUGUGGCGACUAAGUGUUUAACAUUAUAGUGUAAUGUCACCCGAGUGAAACAGCGUUUUACUCCGUCCUCACUUGUGUUUGCUACAAUAGUUGGAGAUUACUUUUGAAAUCGCUCAAGGUCUUUUUACUAAGCGGCAGAGACUAAGCGGUUUCUUCGUAUUAGAGUUUCUACUUAUUCCGAAGGGCGUCACCACAUGAAACCCUGGCUCUAGACAUCGGUUUUUGAAACAGAGUUUAGAAUAAGUUAGCAAAACCACAUUAUUUUAGAUAAGCCCUACUAUCAGGUGGGUCUAGCUUAAGGUCCUUCCACUGAUUGCCUUAAAUGCGAUAUCUGAUUGAGUCUAGACUAUUAAAAGAAAAGACAAUAUGGUUUAUCUUGAAUAACAUCUACUAGCGGUAAUCUGUCUAAAUGCGGAACAUGCUUUGUUCAAUUGUGGUUUUGUUAAGUCUAUCAGUAACUAGCAGUUUUGUAAACAGAAUGAUUUGCAUUGUCCGUAAAACUAUAUAUAAACAAAUACGUUGACCUAAAAAAAAUUCACGGCCAAGGCCGGGUUGUUCAAAGCUGGCUUUAUCAACCUAGGCCUAGAGUUAGUGCGAAAUUUGAAUUCACACUGUAAAAGCUGAGAAAGCAAGUUCAGUUUAUUUCCUGUCGUCUACAAUUUGAUAAUUGGAUACGCUAAAAGGAUUGAAAAAAAUUAUCCGAGGAAAUGUACCCUGGGUACCAGAGAUUUUUCUCGCGUGCGGCCAAAGGCCGACCUGUUAAAUACAAGAAAAGAAACCCAGGUUUAUAGCGCUAAGCGCGGCCCUCGAACAACUGGUCCAGGUUAAUAAACACCGCAUUGGAAUAUGUAUAAAUUGAUAUCUAGUAUACCCACCUGAGUGUACCAGAAAGACUUCAACAGAUUUAGUUUAUUUACUUAAUUACUGAAGUAAUCCGAGGGACAAGCUUCAUCGGACUUAUUACUUUUGCUUAAUUUCAUUUGCUUUCAUUUGUUUUUCUUCUUUCUGCUUUCAUAUCCUUUCCGAAAAGUGAAAGUAAUAUGUGGGUACUAAGUUUUAAUUGGUUAAAUAUAUAAAAAUUGGAUCGGAUGAUGUACCUCGAGGCUGAUAUUAUUUGCGGCAACUACCUGAGUUUGUGAUCAGUUCAGUUGUAAUUAAGUGUUCAGUAAAUUCAGCAAAUUGCAAUUAAUUUUAAGUACGCCAAAGUUGCCAUAGUAAGUCGGUUUUCGCAUUUUUUGCCCAAACUUUGCAAAAUCAGGUCAAAUUAGAUACUCGCAAAAUGAGAUGUUUUCAAAAUCGAAGGAAGAAGAAAGCCACGACUGAUAGUUCAGUAGCCUUAAGGUAUAUAGUAUCUAACAAUUUUGACAAAUAAUUCUGUGAAAUCUCAUACAGUCGGCUUGUCUAAAGAUAGCAACAAGUCCUGAGGCAAAACGAAAAACUGGUCCAAAAAUGAUUGUUUAUUCUGCUAGGAAAAAAAUUUUAAUUACCGUUAAG
Molecule: messenger RNA, 2332 nt
Organism: Porites lobata
Lineage: Eukaryota; Metazoa; Cnidaria; Anthozoa; Scleractinia; Poritidae
Source: the annotation of a GenBank genome assembly